Messenger RNA from Scomber scombrus (Atlantic mackerel), 1782 nucleotides. Its product is annotated as syncytin-A-like. Lineage: Eukaryota; Metazoa; Chordata; Actinopteri; Scombriformes; Scombridae. Bases 121 to 1356 code for a protein of 411 amino acids. The transcript is spliced from 2 exons. The record is from RefSeq and is a predicted model, not a curated record.
ACAUCUACUAGUGCCACUGAAAUAGAGCACAGGCAGAGAAAGGGAGUAGUACAAAUUGAUUAUAGCAAAUUGACCAAGCAGGACAUUGUUAAAUUAGCUACUGGUUAUGGGGAAAAGAAUAUGUGGUUGGACUGGAUAGCUGCUACGGCAGCUUCGAUGAACAUGAGCAAUUGUGUUGCAUGUUCCUCGGCCAGACCAACCUUAUUCACUACCCCAGCACCACUGUAUCCUGAAAUUGACCCUGUAGGAUUUCAGUGUAUGAUGUCCCUGACCAUGCAGAAAAACCCGCUUCAUUGUGCCACUUUGAGUGCUAUCUUUCCACCUGUAAAGAACUCUACCAUCCCACCCACAUUCACCCCACAACUUAACAACUAUACUUGUUUCACCAGGACUAACGCCACCAGGAUGGGAGACAUUUCUACUGAUUGGUGUAAAACCAUGAUUAACAUGACGGGCUGGCAGAAUGCCAGUACAAUGGUUUGGGCCAGGGCAGACUUGUUUUGGUAUUGUGGAGAUAGGACCUUGCACACGUACCUGCCACCAGACUGGUCAGGAACCUGUGCAAUGGUCCGCUUAGGGUUACCACUACUCCUCCUGGGACCACGUCGUAGUGGUUUCACCAAAAAACGGACGAGUAGAGAUGCAUUUGACCUCACCUCAGGCUCAACCACCUACGUGGAUGCCAUUGGCGUGCCCCGGGGAGUACCGAAUGAAUAUAAAUUGGCUAGUCAAAUAGCAGCAGGGUUUGAGAAUCUCCCCCUGAUUAGUGCCUUAUUUCCAGUUACCCCAAACAAGAACGUUGAUCGUAUAAAUUACAUCCAUUACAAUGUACUUCGCUUGGCAAAUAAGACCCGGGAUGCAGUAGCAGGUCUCUCAGAACAGCUGGCAGCCACCUCAUUGAUGACAGUACAGAAUAGAAUGGCAUUGGACAUGUUAUUAGCAGAAAAGGGAGGGGUCUGCUCCAUGUUUGGAGAUCAGUGCUGUACUUUCAUCCCAAACAACACUGCACCGGAUGGCUCUGUAACCAGAGCUCUGGAAGGAUUGAGAACCUUAUCCUCAGAAAUGCAUGAACACUCAGGCAUCGAUAACCCUUUGGAAAGCAUCUUGGAAUCAUGGUUUGGUAAAUGGAGGGGAUUGAUUGUGUCUGUAUUAGUGUCCCUAGUAAGUGUAAUGGGAAUGUUGAUUUUAUGUGGAUGUUGUUGUAUUCCCUGUCUAAGAUCUUUGUGUAACAGAUUGAUUGUCACCGCAAUUGAAGGAAAGGUUCCUCCUCCUUACCAGAUGCCACAGUUGGAGAUGGAAGUGAUGGCGUUGGUGGCGGGGGAAGGAUAUCGGUUUGAGGAUGAGGAUGAAAUAUGAAUAUGUUUCGUGGUCUCAUGUUUAUGAGACCAAAAGGGGGAAUUGUAGAUAUAUGCUAUGAAUUGGCCACUGCUAAAAUAUCACAUAAGGGGAUUAAUUACUUUGUUGUUUGUUUCAUAUAAAUAUGUGGUCCUAUGUGUAACAAUCUGAAAGCAGUAAGCUUGUUGUGUAAUAAGAAUGCAUGAAGACAGUUUACCCUGAAGUGUAAGUAAAUAGGUAGAUUCUGGAUGUUGACACGUCCCACUUGCAUAGGUUAAAGGUUUAUUAUUAACAGGAGAGCGGGGUCAAACAUUCAGUCAGAGCCCUGACCAUCCUUUGUUAAACAAUGCAGAACUAACCAUAAAACCCCCACAGGAGGUCUGGUGAUUGUGUAGUUUCAGUUAAGGAGGUCACAGGAAGAUCACAUAUCCUGGACUGUGAGAAGAU